This is a messenger RNA of Prunus armeniaca (apricot), 414 nucleotides long. Lineage: Eukaryota; Viridiplantae; Streptophyta; Magnoliopsida; Rosales; Rosaceae. The record is from the annotation of a GenBank genome assembly.
AUGCCAAUCAACGCAAUGCAACCUAACAACUAUGGCUUCCAAGGAUCCAAAACAAACUGCACCUACUCCAUUGAGAUUGAGACAACAUGUGCACGAUCUGCCGGAACCACGGACCACGUCAGUGUCAGAUUCGGGGACUCUGAGGGUAACUUGAUCAUAGUGAAGCAUCUGAACAACCCUAAGCUAUUGUAUGCUCCCAAAGGUGGUUUGAGACGUAGGGGUUAUGGCGGGUUUGGACGAUGUGCCAAAGACAUGUUUGAGGCCAGUGGACCAUGCAUGAGCCAGAGAGUGUGCUCUCUAUACCUGAAGAGGGUCGGCUCAGACGACUGGAGACCUGGCCGGGUGAAGGUGCUUCAUCAACAAGAUGGCAGCCGUAAUCUCAGCAACUUCAAUCAUACCAGAAACCAGAAAUAA